Colletotrichum spaethianum is the source of this 2607-nucleotide messenger RNA. Its product is annotated as mRNA-capping enzyme subunit beta. Gene Ontology annotation, cellular component: mRNA capping enzyme complex. Bases 1 to 2607 code for a protein of 868 amino acids. Gene Ontology annotation, molecular function: polynucleotide 5'-phosphatase activity. Gene Ontology annotation, biological process: polynucleotide 5' dephosphorylation; 7-methylguanosine mRNA capping. The record is from RefSeq and is a predicted model, not a curated record. The transcript is spliced from 3 exons. NCBI's taxonomy places the organism in Eukaryota, Fungi, Ascomycota, Sordariomycetes, Glomerellales, Glomerellaceae.
AUGGAUCUGAGAAGUUUGAUGAACACAGCCGACGACGGGGAUCGGCCUCGAGCCGCCGCCGCCGCCGCCGCCGCCGCCGCCGCUGCUGCUGCCGCUGCCGCUGGUCCUCCUCCAGGCCAUCCUGCUCACGCCUCUUCUCAACCCCUUGCGCCAAAGCAUCUGCAGCAGCAGCAGCACCCGCACCCGCACCCGCACCCGCAUCCACAUCCGCAGCAUCAACCACCACCGCAGCUGCCCUACCAGCAGCAGACUCCGACGACGCCUUCCCAGGCCACGACCGCGUACGCUUUCAGAGAAUCAGCGUACAGCCACGCCUUACAUUCGUCCCCUGGAAAGCCGCCAGCUCCUCAAGAAUACGCUGUGCACCCCCAGGCCUCAACUCCGUCGUACCCUCCACAGUCGCCUUAUCAGACUCCCGGGCCCUAUCCCGGCCGACCGGUACCACCGCCGCUCCAGGCAGGCGUUCCUGCUCCGUAUGCCGACCCGCGAUCUCCUCAAAGUGCAUCCAUGUCCGGACCGUCGCCGUAUCGUCACACGCCCACGUCUUCCGUGAGCGGCCCCAGCGGAGGCUAUCCUUUCCCUCCCACUGGCCCGCCUCAGGAAGUCGCCAGCCCUGUGCAACGACACCAAUAUCCACCAACAAAUGCGUACCCCCUAAGAGACAGCUAUUCUCAUCCAUCCGGUGCAACGGCGCCUUCUCCAUACACUCAGCAGCAACAGCAACAGCAACAACAACAACACCAGCAGCAGCAACAACAGCAACACCAGCAGCAAGCGCCGCCGCCGCCGCUUCCGCCCCAGCACAUGCCCCAAACGCCGCCCAUCGGCACCCCUGUCGGCGCGCAUCCGUACCUUCACCAGCGCUCUCAAUCGACGCAUUCAACUCCUACUCCCACGUCUGCCCAUAGCCAGCAUCCGCAGCAACUCCACGGUCAAGCAUAUCCUCACGGUAGUCCUGUGGCGACGGCGCAUCCGCCGCCCGAGUACAACCGACAGCUCUCGCAGCCUCCUACCCCACUGGGCCCGCCCCAGACCGGGCCUCGACAAUCUUCCACUGCACCGAGCUUUGCGCAACCACACAGUCCCUAUCAACAGAGACUCUCCGCUUCACACCUUGCCCAAGUCACACCACCACCACCACCACCUCGCAUGCCCAGCUCCCACAGCGGUCACGAACGCAGAUCAUUGUCCCAAAGUGAACGCGACAGAACCGUUAGUGUCAGUCCCAAGACCCGAAUUCCGAGUCUGCCGAGCAGCACCGGUGGACACACAGAACCCGAGGCGCGACCGCACCCGAGUGUCACCAACAUGGUGGAAACCGAACGCGAACGCGCCGCGACACCCGCCAAGAGAAAGCUUGCCGACAGAGAUUUGAGCCCGCGGGAACUCGAGCGGAAGGAGCCGAGGCCUCCACCGGCAGAGGUCAAUGGCGGACCUAGACUCUCCCGAUCGCCCGUGAUGCAGCGAAAGAGGAAAAUCCACACGACGCCUCCCAUCUGGGCUCAGACAUGGAACGCUCGCGAGAACAAGAGGCUCAAGCUGGCCAAUUUCGAGCUACAAAAACGAGGACCACCCAGCAUCAAUGGCAAGCCCGAGCCUAUCAAGCAGGACAGCUCCAGCCGUCAUACGUCGCCAGAGGUCGCGCGAUCUACGGCGCCGCCAGUUCAGGAACCGCCAAAGCCCGACAGCCUUCUCGGUCCGUGGGAGGAAAGCAUUCUCGGAACGCGACCCUACGAGGAAUUGUCAAAGACGAUUGCCGAUUUUCUCUUCAAGAACGUGACGCUCCAUCCCGACUCUGGAGAGAUCAUUGGGCGAGGCGUGCAGUUCGAGAUCGAGGCCAAGAUGGGCCAGCUCAUCGACAGAGACACGAACGAUCGCGUCGAGAGGGCAAUUGGCUCGGAAUGUGUUUUGCACGACACCGGCCGUCUUGCCUUCAGGAGCAGCAUGACAGAGGCCCAACACAAAGGUCUAAACGAAUUUCUGAACAACAUGGUUGUUCAGACAGAUCCGCGGAACCCCAAUGCCCGAGGCCGAGUCCAGAUACAAUACAAACACCGACGGGAGAUUGACAAGUUCUACGAGCUGCCCAACGCUCUGCAAGCUCGCCUCCCGGGGUGCGUUCGAGCCCUGCUGUCUGGCAGGCGGUCGAUCAAAGUUCGCGUCACAUAUGACCAGAAGACGCAGCAGGUCCUGGCCAAGAUCGUCAAGGCCCGAGUAGCCGACAUCCACCUCCAUCUGCCGACGUGUCCGCUCGACUGUCGUAUCAGCAUCAACCUCGAAAUGGCAUGGGACGGAUCUGUCGAGGAGCUGGAAAGCAUGGCUGUGGGGCAUGCAGACAAGUUCCCCGACCGGAACAAGGAUCGCCUGAGUUAUAAGCAGAACCACUAUCAGAUCGAUUUGACACAGGUGACGCAGAUGAUGCCUGGUCCUGGAAAUACCCACCGGAUCGACAAAGAGCACGAGCUCGAGAUUGAGUUAUCGCCAGACAUUGUCAUUGACCAACAACGCCGAGCCAUGAGGAACGAGCCACAUCAGUACACACAACUCGUCGAGGCGUUCGUCGACAACAUACGCGUUCUGGCCAGGAAGAGUCGCGAAUUCGUGUAA